This is a messenger RNA of Paramecium primaurelia, 435 nucleotides long. Lineage: Eukaryota; Ciliophora; Oligohymenophorea; Peniculida; Parameciidae. The record is from the annotation of a GenBank genome assembly.
AUGUUUCGAACAAGUCCAUACUACACAAAUGUUAGAUAAGAGGUUUAUACUGAAAUCAAUUAUUAAUUAUCUAAAGAAUUAGAUUAGAUGUAAUAAUAAAAAGAUCACAUUGGUAGUAAUAGUAAGAAGAGUGCAUCAAAAUAGAAUUUCAAUAGUAUAUGUAUAAAUUAUUUAUCUUAUUUAAAUAUAGUUUAUAAAAGAACAAAUGAUCAGGAAUAAAUCCUAGAAGAUUAAAUUAUAAAGAAAUGUUCGAAUUGUGAAAUCAAAAUUGUAUCUGAUGAUAUAUAUUGUUCAGAGUGUACUAAAUUGAUGUGUUAGAAAUGCAUUAAUGAAUGUAGUGUUUGUUUAAAUAAUUGCUGUUUGAUUUGUAGCAAAUAUGCAUAUUUAUAAAAUGGUGAUUUUGUAGUAUGUUUAUAAUGUACUUAAUAAUAAUGA